Messenger RNA from Megalops cyprinoides (Indo-Pacific tarpon), 1508 nucleotides. It is a transcript of the gene cldn15lb, whose product is annotated as claudin 15-like b. Gene Ontology annotation, biological process: cell adhesion; bicellular tight junction assembly. The transcript is spliced from 6 exons. Gene Ontology annotation, cellular component: plasma membrane; bicellular tight junction. The record is from RefSeq and is a predicted model, not a curated record. Lineage: Eukaryota; Metazoa; Chordata; Actinopteri; Elopiformes; Megalopidae. Gene Ontology annotation, molecular function: structural molecule activity. Bases 159 to 836 code for a protein of 225 amino acids.
GGGGACACAACCACUGUUCCAGAAAGUUUUCCCCACGCUGGUGUUGUCCAUCUCACCCACACGGCUGACCACUCCUUCGCCUCUUACCUAAAAGAACAGACAAAUCUAAGACCAGAGCCCAAGGGUACUGCUGGGUCAGGUGGUGGUACACACUGGGCAUGGCAGUUUUGGUGCUGCAGAUCUUGGGUCUGCUCCUGGGUCUUGUGGGCUGGGUUCUGGAGUCCAGCUCGACUAGUUCCCAUGCCUGGAAGGUGAAGAGCCACGCAGACGCAGUCACCACCACCAGCUGGCAGUUCCAGGGUCUGUGGAUGCAUUGUGCAGCCAGCUCUGCAGGCGUUGUCCAGUGUCACACAUACAAAACUGUCCUGGGCCUGCCUGGAUAUGUGCAGGCUUGCCGCGCUCUGAUGAUCAUCUCUCUGCUCCUGGGUCUGAUUGGGAUCAUUGUGUCACUGCUGGGGCUGAAAUGCACUAAGAUUGGCAGCGCCUCCGACCAGGCCAAGGGCAAGAUUGCCCUGGCUGGCGGUGGACUCUUCAUCCUGUCAGGUGUCUGUAGUAUGACGGCAGUAUCCUGGUACGCCUAUCGAGUUGUGCAGGAAUUCUAUGACCCAUUUUAUGGUGGCAUCAAAUUUGAACUUGGAACUGGCCUGUACAUGGGUUGGGGUGGAGCCUGUCUGGCCAUUUUGGGUGGAGCUUUCCUGUGCUGUACUUUCAAGAGAGGUACCUCGGGUGCACCAAAAGGAGGUUACGCUUACAACUACUCUUCAGCUGGCCAAGGACAGAAGAUCUACAGAGCGGAACCUGGGUCAGAGCCUGGGAGUUCAAAAGCCUAUGUUUAAACAGAAUUCAAUUUUACCUUCAGAUACAUGUUUUCAAUUGUUGUUUUUACAGUUAUUACUUGUCUGUUUGACCAGUUUGGUCACUGACUUUUGUUAUAUAUUUUUGUUUUAUUUUACUUGGUUUUUGUUCUGAAAUUACUAGUUAGAAGGGCAGUGUAAAUUACAGACUGUGUAUACAUUAUCUAUCAUUUUUUAAGUAAAUCAGUUUGUCCAACACUAAAUCAUUAUUUCAUGCUUUAUGCAAAUUGUGUUCUUCAAUUUAGAUGAGAUAAAUGAUGUGUGGUUCUGAAGAAAACAGUGAAAUGUUAAAACAGGCUUAUAUCACUCUGUUUGAAUUCAGUAUUGAAGAACUGGGUGCCAAUUAGGUACAAAAAUAUAUACAAUUAAAAUGUGUUAGAGAAUGACCAACCAUCUUGAGCAGAGUUUCAUUUCAGCACAAGCAUUUUAAAUGUCAUGUAAAUGUCAUGGACAGGGUGUGGUCACUUGAUGCAGUAGGUCACUAAUAUAUAUAGACUCAAUGCAAUUUGGAUAACUUCAGUACAAAGGUAUUUACAAUAGCCAGAAGCCUUUUAAUGUAAUUGCACCACUGACAUUGCUGACAUAUUGUAACAUGUCUUUACAUAGUUAUGUCUCUCCUUUUUCUGAAACAAGUAAUUAAAUAAAAUUCAACAA